Messenger RNA from Pocillopora meandrina, 6854 nucleotides. The record is from the annotation of a GenBank genome assembly. NCBI's taxonomy places the organism in Eukaryota, Metazoa, Cnidaria, Anthozoa, Scleractinia, Pocilloporidae.
GUACAAGAGGUGGCAUUAUAAAAAUUUCCUUCGCUACUACUCAGUUCGAACCGCCAACUUGAGAAUUGAAGUCGAGAAAAUGGACAACAGAUUAGACCCAAAUGACGAUAACAGAUACAGAACAAGUGCCCCAGUCCAGGUAAGUCGGAGCUGCCAUCCGAAAUUUUUCUGGAAUAGGAUGAAUAAGUUGAGAAAUUAAGCUUAAUUAACUAAAUGUACGUAGACUGGACGUUUCAAGGGGAAAGUCUUGUUUAUUAUUAAUCCGUGCUGAUUCGUACCUGUGUCGGCGGCGGUUUUAUUCCCAUGGAGUAAUUUCUUUGGUUGUUACCUGUGAAUGAGCUUGAAUUAUUCUUCCCUUUUUUGUCACUAUGCAUAUGACAAGGACUAAGGUCUUGUGAUUGCUUUCGCUCCCACAAAAUUGUCUCCCUAUAUAAUGUAAAUAACAUUAAACAGUACAUGUUUAAACUAAGUAGAGUUACUGUGAACCAGCAAAUUGCCUGAAGAACAACUCUGGAAUAUUCAGUAUUGACAAGCUUCUUGUCUUGUACGCUACGUUAUGAUACUCGGUCGUAUGUUGGUAAACGAUAAAGCAAGCGAUAAACAUCUCCUUCUUAUGGUACCUUGCAUGAAACGUUAUGCAUGCUCAAGGUUUUUACGUGAAUAGGUUAAAAGGGGGUCUGAAGCUUUAAACUGUCACUUCAUUUGCAUUCAUUGCUAGUUAGCUUUAGAGGAGUUGGUUUGGUAUUUAUUUUACGCCACUUCUUGUUAUUUGCAAAAAAUUCGAUUUGAAGUUGCCUUUUUGCGGCCGUGAAACAGUCGGCUAAAACGAUUAGCACGUCAAGGCACAAAUUAAUGCAAAUGAAAACACGUUAACAUCGCAGAGGCUAUUUGCCUUUACUAUCAGUGUUUCAUUUUGCUUUGAUUUACAUGACAAAUCGUUAGCAACGUAAGUAAAAAAACCCUGCUACACUUUUUUAGUUGAUUUUUGUAAUACUUUUUGUAAAUGUACAGUUGUGCUAAUAAAGCCAGUUGUGUUACUGUUGUAAUUCAUUUAUCCCCUCACAGCACUUAACUUGCUAUCAGCAACCCCUUGUAUAUUUCAAAUUGCACUCAAAAGUGUGUGAUUACUUGCUCAAAGGUAAUUCCUUAGUAUUUGAUUGUGCAUCCCUUCUGUGGACAUUUACAUGUAUUAGGUGCACUUGUCUUAACAAAGUUGUGGUUUUUAUUAUGGCUGCAGGCUUAAUUAUAAGGGUGAUGGUGAUUUUAUUUAAGAGAAUUGAACACAUUUGUAAACAUUAUACCAGAGUAAUGAGCCGGGUGAUCCUCCUUUCACUUAAAUGGUAUCAUCUUGUUGAUAUGUUGUACAACCAUUUAAUUUAAUCCUAACUUUCUAUCACAGUCCCAUGGAGGUCUCUUGUCAGCUGGGUCUUCAGGUUUACAGACAACGACAUCUUUGCCUGGGGGCCUGAGUACCUAUCCACCCACACCCAGUCCAAUGCCACCACUAACACCUAUGACUCCUAUGACAGCAGAACAAGCUGGGAUUGUACCUCAACUACAGUGAGUGUAUAAUUGGUUACUCUACUAUUUAAAUUCCUUGUACUAUUCAGGCUUGUACUUGCUAAAUGUUUAUUCAGUGGAACAGCUAGAAAGAGAUACACUUGUUAAUGUCUCAAAUGCAUUGUCAAAUUAUUUUGCCUUCUGAGCAUAAAGAAUAUCUUAGUACUUGUAAUAAUCAUAUGCACAGGUGUAUAUAAUGAUACUUGGGUUACAUCUUUUUCCUCCAUGGUUUUGCAUGUUGUCUUUCAUGUGCAAAGUCUUACACACUAUACAUACACCUGUACAAUUUCUUUUGUGCCAAUAAUGACAAGUUAAAAAUUUGGAUUCUGUUAGUAAUGGUAAUGAUAAUAAUGAUAAUCACCAGCCAAUCAGCAGGUGCAAAAACCUCUAUUCACUUGCGUGGUAUAUACUAAUAAUAAUUACAAUGAUGAGGAUACUUGUGUAAUUUUAAAUUUACUGUAUUUCUUCACUUAUAAGCCAAUCUUGGAUAUAAGCCGAGACCCUAAAAGUUAGAGACCUUCCAGCAGACUCGUGUUGUCCAAGAAAAAAGCAAAACCAUCAGCUAUAAGCCGAGAGUGAUAUUCUUGAUUGUAAACAGCCAUUUGAGUGAGCGAACCUAACAGAAAACAUUGGGAAAUGGUUCACUGAACACAAAAGCUAAUGAAUUAUAAUAAACACAAAAGAAAAAAAUGAAUCAGUGAAUCAACUGCAGAAACACAACACCCUCAGUUACUGUAACCUGACAAGCAUUUCAACUGAGUAUUUCUUUCGUCACUGUUAUUUUUCUCAUCAUGCCAAAAGUACAUCGCUCUUCGUGUAUUGUGGCUUUCAGUGACGGUAAAUGUUAUUGCGGAAGCUGAAGCUGUUGCAAACAACUCGGAAAUCGCUCGAGAUUAUGGACUUAGCAAGUCCAUGGUGUGACACUGGAGAAGAGAUCAGUAGAACUAGUAGAGCAAGUGAUGGAGUGGUUUUCACAGCAGUGAGACCAAUAGAAAUGAGAAGAGCUUUGCAGAGUUGAGUGAGAUCAUCUUUCAAUGCAUGGGAAGCAAAGAAUCUGAUUGGUGGUUAGAAAUAGGUUGUUGUCAUAACAUUUUUAAAACAUGUCACAUAAAGAGCGCUGCAGUCGCAGAAUUUAUGGUCAUUUCACAUUAACUUUAAAUUUGCAAUUGUACUUGUUUUUGAUCCAUUGGAGUGUGGACUAAGUGCUUAAUUAGUAGUCGUACUUUUUUUAAUUCUUACUUAAAAUUUUUGUAAAGGAAAUCUUUCAAUAGUAUAUAUAGUCGAUCUCUAGCUGUCAAUAUUUUGUUUUGAUAGAAAUAUUGUGUCCACUGUAAAUCUUGGCUGUAAGUUAGACUUGAAGAAGAUUGCUCUUCAUGCAAGGAAUGCAGAAUACAAUCCAAAGGUAAGUUGUACAUGUAGCACUUUUAUUAGUAACAUGUUUUAAGUUUAUACAGAAGCUUUUGAACUAUUUGUAACAGAAGUGUUUGUUUUCUAGAGCUCUGCACACUGAAUUAUUUUUGUCAAUUUUCAGCGAUUUGCAGCUGUAAUCAUGAGAAUACGAGAGCCAAGGACAACUGCAUUGAUAUUCAGUUCUGGAAAAAUGGUUUGCACCGGAGCAAAAAGGUAUUUGCAACUCAGAGAACAUAAUUUUUUAAAAUUGAGAUCAUAAACUGACUGGUGUCUUAUUCAAUUGCAACAAGUUUUAGCUCUUAUUAUCAUUGGUUGCUUUAAAAUUUCAAAUUCUUACCAAUUCAAAUGAAAGCUACCAUGGGUAAAUGAAAGGAUAUAUGGAGGCUUAGGUUAGGUUUUGGUUCAUUUUAAACUUAUCCAUUUAAAACUCUCUGUAAACUUAAUUUGACUCUUUCAUAUUAUUCUUAAGAUGAUUGCACUUUUGAAGGCUGUGAAAAAGACUUCUGAAGUGUUAUUUUAUGUUUUCCUUAGUGAAGACCAAUCAAGACUAGCUGCAAGGAAAUAUGCCAGAGUGGUACAGAAGCUUGGGUUUCCAGUGAGUAAAAUGCUUGUUUGUAUGCUUGCAAUCUUAAUUAAAAGAGAUUUUAAUCAAACUUUUUUCAGUCACCAAUAAGAUGAAUAUAUCUUGCUUUCCUGUUUUAUUAUUUGAGAACUUUCAUUGGUAUUGGUACUCUGGAUAGUGUUAAGGCAGCUUUUUUCAUUUCCUUUCAAUAAAUCUGGUUUCAACUUUAGGAACAGAAAGAGACUGCAUGGCAGCCAUCUUUUUGGAAAAUUAAUGUAUAAUACAUAUAGUAUUAUGAUUACCUUAGCUAAUCAUAACACUGGUAUCCUUAAAAUCACUGGUUAAUGAACAAAUUAAUUUGUGGAGGAAAAUUUGAGAGCAUUUCCUUUAAAAACUCCCCAAACAGUAAGGUAUUUUGACUCCAAAGUGUUGAAGGCACUUGCAGCAAGUUGUUAAAUUGAUCCAAAACCUAUUCCAGUAAACAUGGAGCAUCUGAACCAUUUUAAACUGGAUUGUGUAUUUUGUCAGAGAGAAUUGAGAAAGUGAAAUAGCAAAACUUUAAGGACUACAAGUGAUAAGUUUUUGUGGUUUGUAAUUACAUGUUGUGAUCUUGUUCUUUUUUUAAUUGGCUUUUAACACAACGAAAAUGCCAAAAAACAUUUGAUUUAGUUGGUUUUUCUUCUGUUACAGUAAAUAAUUCUCAAGAAAUGUGUUAAUCGCUUUUUUAUUGAUUUUUAGCUAUCUCCUUGGAUAGACCUACAUUUUUUUAAUUAUUCAAUACCAUCACUGUUGGCCAGACUGCUUGCAAAAUUGAUUUUUUGUAUGGGGUGUGUAGCUGUUAACUACGAGUUUCAAAAUGCAUCCUGUGUGUAAGCAAACAGAGAUAUGACCUAAAAUUUUAAUGUCUUUUGUUUAGGCAAAGUUUACAGAAUUCAAAAUUCAGAACAUGGUUGGUAGCUGUGAUGUGAGAUUCCCAAUUCGACUUGAAGGCUUGGUGUUAGCCCAUGGACAGUUUUCCAGGUCACAAAUUCAGAAAAUUGAUUAAUAGUGAUGCAUAUGAAUAUCUCUCUUCUCUUUUUGUGUUAUAUUUUCCAUUGUGGAUGUACUGUUCCUUUAUGGUCUGUAGGAAAAAAAAUUUGUCCUGAUAUGAUAGCCUCAACAAACUAUUUAAUUCUGGAAUGUAGAAUGUACCCAUUUUUGAAAGUGUGGUUGAUCUACCUUUUUCAUGUAUAUUGUUUAUAUUAUAUAGGCCUUUAUUAAACCAUAAUGGUAAAAGGAAUUAGAAUUUAGUUAGAUUUAAGCUUUAAAUUGCAUAAGGAUAGAAUGCACUGCAUGCAUAAACUGUGGACACCAUCAUCCUCCACAUAAAAAAGAACUGCAAACAGUAAUGAAAUGGCCAAAUUCAAGCUCACUGGGAGGGUGGAAUAUGGUGGCCAAUUUCCAUAUGUCUUAGAAAAGAGUUUAAUUUGCUAUGGAUUAAAUAAAUGACAGAUAUGGGAUUAAUGGUGAGAUUUUUAAGACAAACAAAUUUUCUCCUUUGAUUAGCAUAAUUCUUCACAUUUUUUCACCCUUGUGUUCAUCAAGUACUCCAUUACUCUCAAUGUUUUAUUUAAGACGUUUAGAUAAUGCUUAUGAAAUAAAUUAUUAUUUUGUGUAUUGAUUAAUUUUGCAGUUAUGAACCAGAGCUGUUUCCUGGUCUGAUUUAUCGAAUGGUUAAGCCAAGAAUUGUGUUAUUAAUUUUUGUGUCAGGGAAGGUGGUUUUGACAGGUAAGAAAUCAUAUUUAUGUUGAUCAAUGAUCUUCAAGGGUGAGCUGCGAUUUACCAUGUACAUUUACUAUGCUACUAGUACAGUGCUACCACUAACUGAGCUACAAAGCCACUUGUUAUGAGCAAGGUACAUUUUUGAGAAUCCUUCUUUCCCUUAUAGGAAUGUGAUACAAUUGGUAAUGAGGAUGUAUUAACUUGUCUCUAAAUGGUUCAUUUACAAAUUGUUAUUUACAACAGAUGUCCAAUAGUAGCUCACUGUUACAUUUGAUACAUUUGCAACUUACAGUGCUGGCUGCAACUUCCUUUUGGUAGCUAUCACCCACACCAAACCAUUUAAUUCAGAACUCUAGAAGCUUUAGGUUUCUAUUCAUACUGAGACUGACUGGCAUUCAUGUGUAGCUGUCAUAGGAUUGUUUGGGGCUCAUUUUUUUUCUUGGUAACUUAAAGUGAAUUCAAAGCAUGAAGUAGGUGUUUUGGUACUCUCCCCUCCUCCCCCUUUGGAUGUGAUCCUUGUCCAUCGCAAGUUACACCAGCAUUUCCUCAGGUUUCCCUGACUGUUACCUGGUACCCAUUUGUAGUCUGGAGUAGAGAAAAUUGCCGUGAGAAUUAACCCUUUGACAUGUUUAUUUGUCCUAUAGGUGCCAAAGUGCGUUCAGAAAUCUAUGAAGCCUUCGAAAACAUCUAUCCUAUCCUCAAGUCAUUUAGAAAGACAUAACAUUACGAUUAAGAUGUCGCAAAGGAUCAUAGGACGAAAAGUAUUCCUGGAUGAACCACCACAUCAUGUAUGCAAAGUCAAGAAUUAUAGAGAGACCUGGAUGGAAAAAUAGCCAAGUGAACUUUUCCAGCCACGUGGCCGGAAAGGAACCCAAUUUCUUCAGGCAUUACUAAAGAAACAUAAUUUUGGAAAGGCUAUGAGCAGCUUCUGUUAUGAUACAAUUUUGCUUGUAAUUUAGAGAAUCGCAUUUAGAGGGCUGUUUCAAACGUUCUCGGCAAUUGCUUGAAAGUGGAGGGUCACCCACGCGGAUAAUGUUUAGGUGGUUAUUAUUCCCUGACUCUAAGGAUUUAUUUUUGAGUUGUUGUUGAGUUAGUUUUGAAAACAAACAUAAAUAUUAAAGUAAAGUCUUGGUUGUUGAAGUGGUAUGUUGCUCGCACCAAUUAGAUUCAGGCUUUAGGCUUUGCCGCCCGUACCGUUCCUCUGCACAAGCACAAAACAACCACUACCGUGAUUGGAAGGCAAGCUUUUUUGUUGUGUAUGCUGAGACGAGUGUCUUUUGUUUGGAUGUCAGUUCUAUCACAAUAUCCGUGGGAACAUUGCGUGUUGUCACGCAUUACACGUAAUUUAUCGUACUUUGCAGUUGUUCUUUUGGGGAAGGUCGACAAGAUGGAGAGGUUAUGGUUUUUUUCCUGUUUUUACUACCGUGUUGAAUAUCCGUUUCUUUGCUUGAGGAAGCUCCCCGCGAUUACUUUCUGUUUGUGGUGCUGUCGUCAUUUGUCAUUUUUCACCAUACUUUGACAUAGGGAUACUCCGAGGGAAAAAACUCGGAGUGCUGCCAAU